AAACGCACGCCACACUGAAACAGGAACUGGGAGCAGAGCCGCUCAGGGCCUCCGACCGAAAGCACAGUGUGGGUGGUGGUUGGGGCUGGGCAACGGGGGCCGGGCAGUAGGGGCUGGGCAACAGAGGCCAGUGAGCCCCCGAGGAAGAGACCCUCACUGAAGAAGUGGACCCUGACGGCACAAGAUGUGGCGGUCCGUGGUGGGACACGAUGUGGCGGUGGCUGUAGAGGCCCAGGGCGAUGACUGGGACACAGAUCCGGACUUUGUGAAUGACAUCUCAGAGAAGGAGCAGCGAUGGGGGGCCAAGACCGUCGAGGGCUCCGGACGGGCUGAGCACAUCGACAUCCACCAGCUGCGUAACCGUGUGUCCGAGGAGCACGAUGUCAUGCGCAAGAAAGAGAUGGAGAUGGGGCCCAAAGCGUCGUAUGGCUACGGGGGCAAGUUCGGCACCGAGCGAGACCGGAUGGACAAGAGCGCCUUGGGGCACGAGUACAUUGCCGACGUGGGGAAGCAUUCAUCGCAGACGGACGCUGCAAAAGGCUUUGGGGGCAAAUAUGGGGUCCAGCGAGAUCGGGCCGACAAGUCCGCCGUCGGGUUUGAUUACAAGGGAGAAGUGGAGAAACACGCAUCGCAGAAAGAUUAUUCCCGGGGUUUCGGGGGCCGCUAUGGGGUGGAGAAGGACAAAGUGGACAAAGUGGCCGUGGGCUUCGACUACAAGGGAGAGACUGAGAAACACGAGUCACAGAAAGACUACUCCGUGGGCUUCGGAGGAAAGUUUGGGGUACAGAGGGACCGCCAGGACCAGUGUGCCGGUGGGUGGGACCACAAGGAGCAGGUCCAGCCUCAUGAGUCCCAGACCGACUACUCCGUGGGUUUCGGAGGAAAAUUUGGGGUGCAGAGGGACCGCCAGGACCAGUGUGCCGGCGGGUGGGACCACAAGGAGCAGGUCCAGCCUCAUGAGUCCCAGACAGACCACGCCGUGGGCUUCGGAGGGAAGUUUGGGGUGCAGAGGGACCGCCAGGACCAGUGUGCUGGCGGAUGGGACCACAAGGAGCAGGUCCAGCCUCAUGAGUCUCAGACAGACCACUCCAAGGGCUUUGGUGGCCGCUAUGGGGUCCAGAGGGACCGCGUGGACAAGAGUGCUGCUGGCUUUGGCGAGAUGGAGACCCCAACUUCGUCCUAUGAGAAAACUACGCCAGUGGAGGCUGCGGCAUCCAGUGGGGCGCAGAGCCUGAGGGCGCGGUUCGAGGCCCAGGCCCAGGCGGCCGACGCCGAGGACAGGAAGAGGGCAGAGGCGGAACGGGCCCGGCGGGCGGCCCAGGAGCAGCGGGAGCGGGAGCUGGCGGCCGCCCGGGCUGCCCGGGAGUCCCCUGUGCCAGCCGAGCCCGCCGCCCCCCAAAAGGCCGGCGCCCCCCUACCCGCCCCGGGGCCCCCGGCCCGGCCGCUGUUUGUGGGAGAACCCCGUGGUGGGCCCGUUGCUGCCCCGGUUCCUCGGGACUCACCCCGUCAGCUGCCCCUGCCCGUGCCCCCGGUGCCCACGGUGCCUCCGGGGAGGGGCUCCCUGCAGGAGCGGGAACGUGAGCGGCUCCCAGCCCUGCCCACCAGGCCGCCGCUGCGGGAGGAAGAGCUGGAGGAGGAGCCGGUGUACGAGCUGGAGCUAGAGCCGGAGCCAGAGCUGGAGGCUCCUGCCCAGGCCCGGCCCCAGCCCCCGGCCCAGGCCCAGCCCCGGCCCCCGGCCCAGGCCCAGCCCCGGCCCCAGCCCGAGGAGCCGGUGUACGAGCACGAGCCCGACCCCGACAGCGACGGCGACGGCGACUACGAAGACGUGAUGGACCCCCCGGAGCCGGUCUACGACGUGGGCGACGACGCCGAGGGCGACUACGAGGACGUGGACGACCCGGCGACGUCUCCCCUUCCCGGACCCCCCGCCGGGCACGGGCAGCCCCGGGGGGCCGCGCCCUCGGCCGUCGCGCUCUACGACUACCAAGGAGAAGGCCCCGAUGAAAUCUCCUUUGACCCCGGCGACACCAUCACCGACAUCGACAUGGUGGACGAGGGCUGGUGGCGCGGCUCCUGUGGGGGCAGAGUCGGCUUGUUCCCCGCCAAUUACGUCCAGCUUAGGCAGUGAGCCCACAGCGCACGACCCCCGCCCGGCCCCCGCCCGCCCCCCGCUCGGCCCCCUUCCCCUUCUCCUCCCCCUCCCCGGCCCCUUCUGAUGCGGGGACCGAGACCCGCCCGGGGCCGGGGUCACCCAUCCCUCCCGGGGCCACGGAACAGGGCUCCGGAGGUGCACGCCAACCCCCUUCUCCUUAAGCCACGCUGAGAAGCGGCUUGGCGAAGUGGCUAGAGCACGGGCCCGUCAGAAGGUCUUGGGUUCUAAUCCUCGCUCUGCCACUUGCCUGCUGUGUGACC
Messenger RNA from Ornithorhynchus anatinus (platypus), 2412 nucleotides. RefSeq names its product hematopoietic cell-specific Lyn substrate 1 (gene HCLS1). The transcript has 16 exons. Gene Ontology annotation, molecular function: actin filament binding. NCBI's taxonomy places the organism in Eukaryota, Metazoa, Chordata, Mammalia, Monotremata, Ornithorhynchidae. Gene Ontology annotation, cellular component: cortical actin cytoskeleton; site of polarized growth; plasma membrane. Gene Ontology annotation, biological process: regulation of actin filament polymerization. Bases 185 to 2128 code for a protein of 647 amino acids. The record is from RefSeq and is a predicted model, not a curated record.